CCCGUAAAACCCUCCUCCUCUUGCUGCAGAUGCACGCGUCCCCGCUGCUCUCGCUGCUCGCUGAGGUGUUCUCCUGGCUGCCGGUGGGCACGGUGAUCGACAACCGCGUGCUGGUGGUACACGGAGGAGUCACCUCUCAGCUGGACAUCGGAUGGCUGCAGGGCGUCGACAGACAUCUGUAUACUUCCGUUCUUCGGAUGCCCGAUCAAAUGCAUCGAGAAAGCCCAACGGAACUUCUGCGUCGUAACUACGAAUGGAAACAGAUGCUGGACGUGCUGUGGAGCGACCCGCAGAACAGUCCCGGCUACACCCCCAACACGUUCCGCGGGGGCGGCUGCUACUUCGGCCCGGACGUCACAGCCACGGCGCUGCGCAACAAUCACCUCCAGCUGCUGAUCCGCUCACACGAGUGCAAGGCGGAUGGAUACGAAUUUACACACGAGGGGAAGUGUUUGACGAUAUUCUCGGCGUCCAACUACUACGGGCCGGGCUCGAACCGGGGCGCCUACGUGGUGCUGCAGGGACCCGAGCUGAGGCCGCACUUUGUCCAGUUCACCGCUCAGACCAAGACCAAGUACAUCUCGAUGAGACAGCGUGUCGGAGCUCUGGAGGCGUCUGCGCUAGCCGAGCUCCGAAAUAAAAUACUGGCCUCCAAACAAGUGUUGAUACACGAGUUCAAGAAAUGCGAUCCUUCUAGGAAAGGACUGAUUUCGCCGGCCGACUGGGUGUCGGUGAUGGAACAGCACUGCUCCCCGAACAUUCCCUGGAGGACCCUGCGGGACAAGAUCGUCCCCCCGCGGCCAGACGGACAGAUACGCUACCUGGACACAUUCAGCGAGACGGCCACCACGCCAGGAGCCAAGGAGAGUCCGAGCGUCGUCGAGGCUCUCUAUCGAAACCGGGACCGGCUGGAGACGAUAUUCCGCAUACUCGACAAGGACCAUUCAGGGUUUCUCUCUCUGGACGAGUUCGCCGACGCGUGCUCUCUGCUGCGUAACUACCUCUGCGAGCCCAUCCCCUACGACGAAAUGGUCAACAUGGCUCGCAGUAUGGACAUCAACAAGGACGGCUUCAUCGACUUCAACGAGUUCCUGGAGACGUUCCGUCUGGUAGACAUGGACAGCGGCUAUGUCACCGACGACACCUGAUGCUGAGGAAGGAAGACGACGCUGAAAUGAUAUGUGUGUGACGUCACACAUUGACGUCACGAACUGAGGUUUGACGUCAGACUCACGUAGUGUGCAAAGAACUCGAGUGAUGAGAUACCUAUGUGAACCCACGAUGCCAGUUGGCUCGGAUAAGUGAUGACGGAUGUUAUCCUCUUGCAUGGUGGCGACAUUAGUCCGAUGUUCAUUGAGGGGUUUGAGGAAGAUAACGCCCGUCUUUUCCAGCACAAUAUGACCAAUGUGUGUUUAAUUGUUGACCCACGUGGGCGGAGAAUCUAUCCUGACCGGCAAGGACCAUUUCCUAGUCGAUUACGGCUAUUCCCGAACUGUUAUAUCCAGAUCUCUAUUGUUAGUCAUUAGCGAAUGUGGCUACUUGCUAUUGUGUGCGUACAUUAGGGUCGCAUUAUCCUACUUUGUCGCUUAAAGCGAAACAUACAGAAGCUUUCAACGGACCCUGGGCUCGCUGCCGAUGCGCUCCUCCAAUGCGUUUCGCCCCAUCUGAUAUUAUUGUGGUGCGCGAGUUGUUUUUUACUGUUGGUGUUACUGAUGCGCCGAGAAUAAACCAUUGGAAGGGCUAAUUAGGUAUGCAAUGCCAUCCAGAAACCCAAUAAAAUGCGAGCAGUUUGGAAGCUAUUCAAGUAGAAUUGCUAUUGUAGAAUUUAAGCAAGCUAAUGAGAAUGAACAAGGCGAUAGCAAACAACAAUUUCACGGCAACUUUUCGGAACAUAAUUACCUACGUUAGGCUACUCAGACAUACGAGCAUGUAGUGCUGGAAUUCGUUUAUUACUGAGUGAAGUUACCGAAUUAUUGCGAUAUCAAUUAUAUGCGGCAUACCGACAUGGCCUCAUUAUACUCGUAUGAACGGUGCUUUGGGAGUUUAUCACCUCGCGCUACAUUUGUACAAACGGUGUGUGCGGCUGAAAUGUCCCAAGGCGGCGAAAGAGCCCUAUUUUUGUGGACCACCCGCUACGAUACCGCACUAUAGCUUGCAUGGGGUACUGAGGCACGGAACGGUAGCCUAAUUCUUUCGUGUGAGGUCGGUUUUUGAAUACCGUUUGGGGAGUUGAAUGUCAAUGGCCUGGCGCUGUUUCAUGUUUACUGCGUGUGCAAAAGGCCUGUGGAAUUGAGCGGUGCAUAUUGAGAGGAGUAUUGUAUCGAAUGAAACCAGUCUGCUUCGCGAGCUUCUAAAGGUCGAGUGUUUUUCUCGUUGAAUAUUUCAUCUCAUUGCUGUUAAUAAACAUUGCUCCAGUC
This is a messenger RNA of Amphibalanus amphitrite, 2417 nucleotides long. Its product is annotated as serine/threonine-protein phosphatase with EF-hands 2-like. The transcript has 7 exons. Lineage: Eukaryota; Metazoa; Arthropoda; Thecostraca; Balanomorpha; Balanidae. Gene Ontology annotation, cellular component: cytosol; nucleus. The coding region runs from base 30 to 1148 and encodes 372 amino acids. The record is from RefSeq and is a predicted model, not a curated record. Gene Ontology annotation, molecular function: calcium ion binding; protein serine/threonine phosphatase activity.